CGUAGAUUUGGGUUGUUUAACUCAUUAUAACAUUGACGUUAUUCCUAUCAGACAACACAAAGUUAAACUUCAUGUAAAGCUAUCGCUUGAUGAAAAACAAAACACACUUCUGACUAGCAAUAUCUAAUUACAUCAUCAUCUGCCCCAAAAUGGUGGCAAGUGAAAUUUUGCAUAACGACUGCACGAUAACUCCCUUUUUUUUUACUCUUUCAGAUAAUCGAUUUUGACACCACACCAUGGCUGAUGCACCAAAGAAAAGCAAAGGCAAACUCAUAUUCAAGGGUGAUAAAGAACACAAAAAGAAAAAGAGAAAGCGACCUGAAGCGAAAGAUCAAGGUCACGAAGGUGGCGGCUCGGACGAAGGCUGGGUACGUGCCGAUGAACUCGAUGAUCUCGUUGGACCACUCUUUAUUACACACCCAAGCGAUCCACCCAUUUGUUUUACUGUUGACGAUGACGAUCGACUCUUGGCUUAUCCGAUACCAGAACAAAGUCAAACCGAACCACUUAUUGUCAACCAAGUAUUUGUGGGUGCGCGACUGAUAGGAACAUCCAAUACGUUCACGUUUAAAUCCAGUAAUGGCAAAUACUUGAGCAGCGACAAAUUUGGUGUGGUGUCGGCAGAUCGUGAAGCUAUCAGUGGAUUGGAGGAAUGGGAACCUACCCUCACAGAAGCUGGCUUUGCGUUCAAGAAUACACAUGGCAAAUUUUUGAUGGCGGAUGAAAUUGCUGGAGGAGGCUUUAAAAUUCGAGCGGAUUCCGAGGAUGUGGGAUUCUGCGAAACGUUCCGUAUCUAUUGUCAGGCACGAUUCAAACUCAAGGCAAAGCGCGACAAGAAGAAAUCGAAAAAAGAGGGUUCCUCUACCAACGAGUUGGAGAAUGUUAAACGAUAUCAAUCCUGGGGAGGUGGCCGUCUACACAUGUCACGCGAGGAUAAACGAAAACUGAAAGAGGCCCGAGAAGAAGGACGUGUUGCCGAAGCUAUGCUGGAUCGUAGAGCCAAGGUCAAAUCUGAUCGAUACUGUAAAUAAAAGAUUUGUGGAACGAAAACGAAAGGAUUGAACAAAAACCUUAAAGUUUACCGGGCAAUUUCUGGUG
Messenger RNA from Zychaea mexicana, 1098 nucleotides. Its product is annotated as FRG1-like family-domain-containing protein. The transcript has 5 exons. Gene Ontology annotation, molecular function: actin filament binding. Bases 237 to 1031 code for a protein of 264 amino acids. The record is from RefSeq and is a predicted model, not a curated record. Gene Ontology annotation, cellular component: striated muscle dense body; nucleolus; catalytic step 2 spliceosome. Lineage: Eukaryota; Fungi; Mucoromycota; Mucoromycetes; Mucorales; Lichtheimiaceae.